UUCUAGUGGAGGUAUCGUUCACCAGUCUGUAUACUGACUUCCGCUCACGCAGUAGGUGCAGUAUGGGCUUGUCUGUAGAUAUGGGGAUAUUUCUCACCACCAUGGCUGUCAUAUUGUGUUUUGCUGUCGUCAGUAAUUUUCUCGUCAUUUUCAUCGUCAUUACAAAAAAGAAAAUGAGGAACGUGACAAAUGUCUUUAUUGGAAAUCUUGCAGUCAGUGACGUUAUUUUAGGGGCUUUCGUUCUUCCCCAGAAACUUCAUGAUUUGUCGCAUGAUGAUAACUACCAUGAAGGUGAAAUCCUCUGUAGAGUUAUCAACGGAUUUCCUAUAUUAUGCAUCACAUCCUCCAUAUUCACCCUGGUCGCAGUGUCCUUUGAGAGGAAACAGAGCAUUGUAUACAGUUUUCGUCCCCAAAUUACUCUAUCCACCUGCAGGAAGCUGGUGGUAUCUAUGUGGGUCCUCGCGGCCAUUGUGGCCACUCCCUCAUUUGUGGAAUACACAGUGAAGACCGUGACCUUGAGAGGGAACGUCACCGCGGAGUCAUGUAGCAGCACAUUUACAACGAACUACUCCAUUUUAAAUGGACUCUGUGUUCUUCUGCUUGCGUAUGUCGCUCCAUUGAUCAUUAUGUGGUAUAACUAUGCCAUAAUCAUUAGAUUCGUAAUGAAGAAAACGUCGUCUGUAAAUGAUGCUUCAACUUUUCCACCUUCUCAGAUUAAAACAGAUGCACAUUAUGAAGCAAAGAAAGACCAAUCCAACAGAGCAACGAAUUCUCCUGUAGAGCCAGAGACAUCGACGUCUCGACUCGAGACAUACAAAACGACAGAAAAGAAAAACAAACCCGUUCAAAAGAGUUUUCUAUUGGCCAACCGAAUCAAGAUCAUACAGAUGCUGAUUAUCGUUGCAGUGUUAUUUGCCAUCAGCUGGUUGCCGUACUUCGUAUCGUUACUCAUUGCAAAAGUGAAUGGAUCAGAUGACAGUGAAGAUGUGACAGGAUCAUACAACCUCCUAAAGAUAUUCCUGGCGACCUUUAGCACCGGAUACAACGUCAUCAUUUACGUCAUCUUCAAUCCAAACUUCAGGAAUGCCAUUCUGGAUAUCGUAUGUUGCAGAGGAUUAAAGAAGAGGCGCAAUCAAUGGAAUUCUGGAUCGGAAGCUACACACUUGAGGAAUAAUGGCAAAAAUGGAAUGCAUGUAUCAAGUGUUGCUUGAAAGUACACAAAUUAGUCCCAGAUCAACGAAACCCCAUCAUGUUAUAUCUUGUACCAUAAUGUUGUAUUUACGAGGUUUAAUCCAAAAGUUCGUUAAUUUUUUUCUCAUGAAUUUUAUAGUGAUGAAACAACGACAUACCGUAAAUUAUACUUAGUUAUGUCUAAUAUGACUAGAAAAUCUUAUAACCUUUUGAUAACAGAAAGUUUCAAAAUGGUGUAUUGGUGAAAUGUCAUCCCAAAUGGUCGCCGGCGAUGAUUUGGGAUGGAGCAUGUAACAGACGUUAAGUUAAAAAUACCAAGUCAUACGCGUGUUACAAUACCAAGUCAUACGCGUGUUACAAUACCAAGUCAUACGCGUGUUACAAUACCAAGUCAUACGCGUGUUACAAUACCAAGUCAUACGCGUGUUACAAUACCAAGUCAUACGCGUGUUACAAUACCAAGUCAUACGCGUGUUACAAGUCAUACGCGUGUUACCAUGCACUUUGAAAAAAAAAUAUUUUUCAAAGUGCGUGGAUGUCGACCAUAUCAACACACUUUGCAAAAAACAAAUCUUGCACGGUUCAGUCGAUUUUCUUGAAGCUUUCAAAAUUGAUAGAUAAUUAUUUGAAACUUAAUAUUUUAUGAUGACGUCACUUCCAGAUCUGAGAUUUAGAAGUUUUGUGGAUUUGGGUAAUUAUAAGGGCCUGGGUCUGCGAGAGCCCUACAAUGAUCAAACUGACCGUCCCUCCGACCGUCCGUCCGAUUUCAUUUGUCUUGAGCAAUAUUACUUUCUCUUGACCAAGUCUGGCCAAAGCUUUACCCAUAGAUUGCCCAUGGGUAGAGGGUGUGCAGUGACCUUGAUCGAAUUUCCUAGAUCAAAAGUCACUGUUUAUAAACCUAUCUGUGUAAGAUCUUUGUAUGGAGCAUAUUUUCUCUAUACCCUUGACCCAGUCGGGCUCAGACUUCCCCAUGUGUAGUGGCCAUGAACCGAUUUUCUAGAUUAAGGGUCAAAGCCGAACUAACUUCUCUGUGUAAAGUCGUUGUCUGGAGCAUAUUUCUCUCCCCUUGGCUUUAUCAGACUCAAACUUCAUCCAUAAACCUUUGCUGAGUACAGAAUGGUCCUCUCCGAAAACAAUAUUUUAGAACUACUUUGCUUGUAUAUUGCUAAAAGCGGAAUCCUUUGAGAUGGUCACCAUUUCAACAACGUCCAAUUUCAUUACGCUACCUGAGUCACUCUUAAGACCCAUUGUUAUCGGUCCCCAUCCGGCGUCCGUCGUUCGCCGUGCGUUAACAAUUGAACAUAUUCAAAUUCUUCUCAAGUACUACUGAGACAAUCUUUACGAAAGUUUGCAUGUAGCAUCUGUAGAGCGAAAAGGGGCAUAAAUUAUAAAUUUUACGAUCCUUACCCUACAGGAACCUUGCAUUUUGGGUAAAAGCUGUAAAAAAAAAAUUACAAUCUUUAAAAAUUGUCUUCCCUACUGGACAUGGAGCAGACAAACUGAGUAAGUUGAGUAUAUGAAAAUAAUGAGCAAGGAAACCCCUAACAACAUUAUGAAUUUCAUGACCUCCAGGGCAGGGGUUCUUGAGCUUAAAAAUUCAAACCUAGUGUGUUGACAUGGUCCCAAAUUUAACACAUUUGUGCCAAAAUGUAAUUACAUGUUAUGUAUAGGAAGAAAGUUGACGGGUUGGACAAAGUAAUUCAAAUUAUAUGGUAAAUCCGCUUGCAUACCCGCUACACUAAAAUAUAAAGGGUCGCAUCGGAGGUAAAAUUCAAUUUAACAUUCGCUUGCAUAAUCAUGAAAUGUCUGUUCAAUAGAAUAAAUCAAGUGGGUUAACGAAUUUGACCAUUGACGAGACUCUCUAGAUGCUAGUGUAGCGAGUAUGCGAGCGGAUCUGAAAUAAAUUUUUAAUUAAAUUGGGGGUGGGGCUUGUCUACAUGCAAUCAAUUUGAAUGGUUUGGCGUUAAAAAAUCAUAAAGAUCGGCAUGUAUCUUUGGUUUUCCCUUUCCCAUUUCCGACAACGGUAGAUCAAUUCCUCUCAUUUUGAGAAAGAUUUACAACAGCUAAUUAUUCCCUCUACUAAUUAAAAUCAAAGUUCCAGAAGUUUUGUUUUAUAUAAAAUAUAUUAUCGUUAAGUGUCGCCAUGAAAAAUAAUGAUGUACACUAACAAAGCAUUUUGAAAACUUUUUUCAAAGUGCGUUGGUUGACUUGGUCCCAAAUUUAAUGCCCUUUACAAAAAUCCAACCUUUUCUAGAUAUAUAUUCUCUGCCUAUUUUUACAUAUUUUCAUGAAGCUUCACCCUCAUGUCAUAUAUGUCUUUAUACCAUUGAGAAUCAAAUCCCUUUCUAGUUUUCAGCUGCAACAAAAUGCCAAAAUAUGUGAAACUGUUUGACAGAUGUUUUUGAAAUCUAAGCGCCUCUAUUCAAUUAAAGAUUCUACUCUGUUGGGAGCUUGUGAAAAUCAAACGUUUUUUGUCUAGAAAUUUUAGGUUCAAAGUAUAUAUCUAAAAGAUCACAUUCUCACUGGUUCUAAGUUCAAGGUCAGCUCUUGAUUGAUGUGAUUUCGUAACCAUUUAGCCAUGUAUUGAUACCAGGCUUUCUUUGUUGAGAAAAGAGUAAUAUGAAUGCCAUUAUAUUAUACUUUGAUUUGAAAAAAAAAAUAAGCAUGGCAUUGCAUAACACUGCAUUCUAUUGAUUCUUUUUGGGGGUUGACAGUUUUAUGACAACACUGUUGCUGUAUAAUCUGUACUGUUAUAUGUCUGUACUAAUGUCGUACCCCCCCCCCUCCCCCCUGUGUCUGUUAACUCUAUGCUGUCUAUUGCUACACAGUUUAAUUACCCAAUAAUUUAAAGGUCAUAUGAAACGACAUUCUAAAGGAAUUGCAUCUUCAAAAGUCAAGGGUUAUUGAUUCGUUACCUUGCAAUAACCCUUGACAUCAGUCGCUAAAUAAAAGUUGGGUUCAUUAGACGCAAUCCACUAUAAAUAAAACAGCCAAUGAAAUCACUGCAUCUUGUUAUGGUGUAGAUGGAUACAAAUGGCACGAUCUCAUACUGCUGUAUUGAUAAACACGCGCAAUUGUAAUAUUGCUUAAACGAUUGAAAUAGCCAUCAAUACACGUGUUUUUAUUUGAAUCUCUCGCUUCGCGUUGUUAUAAAUAGAACCACAUUCUCGUUGGUUCACACUCUUGUGGAACCAAUCAGAACGAGCCCAACUUUUUGAUAGUCACUGAUGUCAAGGGUUAGUGCGAGGUAAUGAAUCAAGAACCCUUAACUUGUGAAGAUGAAGGAAUUGAGUUAUGUAUGCGAAUUCAUUAAUCAAUGAAUAUUUGAAAACAGAAUUUAUUUUAAUUUUUUUUUCAAUGCAAGAUAACGUCAAAACAACCGAUCAAAUGUUCUCGAUCAGGAAAAUGAUCUUCGAUGAUCGUGGCUUAUCUCCCUUGUGGAUGACGUCAGAAAGACCCACUAUGAUGUAAACAAAAGAGUAUGUAUAAAAUUAUAAUUAAGCAUUUAUUGCAUCGCUUUAAAAAUGUCAUAGUGUGCGGCAUUCAAUUGUAGUAUUAGGUCGCAGAAGGGGUGGUCAUGUAUCUCUUCCCAAGGGAUCCCAAAUUUAGAAAAAACAACAUGGGUACUAAAUCUCCGACAAGAUUUAUUUUCACACGUUGUCACGAUCACUUCAAGGUUAUGUGCGAAACAUUUCACAGAUGACCAUUUUUCAGUACAUCCGUCGAUAGCCAAACAAUAUGGGUACAAAAAGAGCAAUGUAAAACCAGACGCUUUGCCAAUCAUUUUUGAUUUUCCAAACAUUGAAACAAAUCAACUUCACCGCUUACUUCAAGCGAAGAGCACUAGCUGGAAUCUGGAGACCCCCUCUCCGAAAACUAUAAAAUAAAAAUAACCAACAAACAACGAUUUGGGAAUUUCACACUUUUGGGGCAUAUGAGGAAACACCAUAUGACGGCAUCCAUAAUGAUACCGUUACUACAUGUUUAAGAGGUACCGUACACCUACAUGAAUAUUUUAGCAUAACUACUUUUCUGGUUAUUCGUAUCGAAAGGGAAUUGGGAUUACCAUUACAGUUUUUAGACAUAUUCUAUUACGAUUAAUCAUAAAUGAAAUGUACAUAAGUUCAUACGGCUUUUGAUAUUUUCAAUAUAAUCGUUAAACUUCAGUAUCUGAACGAUAGCCGUGUAUCAAAUUCAUCCCAGGUACAGGUUUACAGCUAUAUAUCUUAUCAAUGCAGAUUAUUAUACACGUAAUUACGCAAUGCAACUUUCAU
Molecule: messenger RNA, 5465 nt
Organism: Ostrea edulis (European flat oyster)
Lineage: Eukaryota; Metazoa; Mollusca; Bivalvia; Ostreida; Ostreidae
Product: neuropeptide FF receptor 2-like
Exons: 3
Coding region: 63-1211 (382 amino acids)
Biological process (GO): G protein-coupled receptor signaling pathway
Cellular component (GO): membrane
Molecular function (GO): neuropeptide Y receptor activity
Source: RefSeq, a predicted model, not a curated record